AUGGCCCAGUCAAAGCACCUCCUCCAAACAUGGUUUCCCCAUACGACAUCUCCAUUCAUCGCCAAUGCGCCCAUGUUCGGGUUUGCGGAUUAUUCCCUGGCAGCUGCAGUGACCAAGGCCGGUGGUCUCGGCUUUAUCGGCGGAGGGUUUGACUUUACUACAGAGUCAAGCCAACUCACGAAGCUCAACGACCAGUUGGAGAAAGCUCGCGCAGAGGUUGGAGCUAUCUCCUCCAACAAUCUACCCAUUGGCGUCGGAUUCAUUACAUUCAAGCCCUCGGGAUUUAUUGAUAAUGUGAUUCCACUACUUCAGAGACAUCGACUAGCGGCAGUCUGGCUAUCUUUCCCCGAAGCCGACGCAGAUCAUCUGCCCAUCAUAGAAGGGAUUCACCAGGUCCGGACAAAGAGCGACUGGAAUGUUAAAAUAUUCGUGCAGACAGGAACCGUUCAGGCAGCUACGGAGGCUGUCAAGCAAGGUGCCGAUGUUGUCGUUGUGCAAGGUUCUGAUGCCGGAGGGCAUCAAUGGGCACAGGGGGCUAGCCUGAUCUCGCUUUUGCCCGAGGUACGCGACACCCUUGCAGAAACCGGUGCUGCAUCCCACACUGCAGUCUUGGCAGCUGGUGGUAUUGUAGAUGGCAGGGGCUGUGUUGCAGCACUUGGACUUGGCGCCGAUGGAGUCGUUAUGGGCACUAGAUUCGUCGCUACUGAGGAAUGUGCAGCCCCAUCUCUUAUCAAAAAGGCGAUCCUGUCUGGCAGUGACGGCGCUGCUUCGACCAUCAAAUCCAUUCGGCAUGACGUUUUCCAGUCAACCGAUGUUUUCCCCAGGCAAUAUGACGGCAGAGCUGUUAUUGGAAUCAGCUAUGAUGAAUCUAAAUCGGGUGCUAGCGACGAGGACAUCAUUCAGCGUUACAAGGAUGCCAUGAAGAACGGAGAGGAUGAUCGGCGGACGGUAUGGGCUGGUGCAAGUAUUGGUGUGAUCAAAGAAGAGUUGUCUGUGGCUAAUCUGGUCAAGAGUGUCCAGCAAGAGGUCAAGUCCGUUAUGAACCGACUCAAUCAGAGCAUAUAA
Penicillium pulvis is the source of this 1065-nucleotide messenger RNA. Its product is annotated as nitronate monooxygenase. Lineage: Eukaryota; Fungi; Ascomycota; Eurotiomycetes; Eurotiales; Aspergillaceae. The transcript is spliced from 5 exons. Gene Ontology annotation, molecular function: nitronate monooxygenase activity. Bases 1 to 1065 code for a protein of 354 amino acids. The record is from RefSeq and is a predicted model, not a curated record.